GAAGUUUUGGAAUAAUGUAAGUACACAACUGAAUGAAAUACCACAGUGUUUUGGAUAUUUUAUUAGGGGAGGAUUCCUUUGAGAUAAUCAGCAAGUCGGUCAGAAUACAUCAACAACAUUUUUCUGAAGCAAUGUAGAAGCACGUCUGAUACUUAGCGCUAGCAUCUGAGAUGGUCUCAAUUGCCUGCAAAAUGUUUUGCUGCUGCUGAUGGCUCAGAUUGAUUCUGGGUUGGUCCACAACUACAGCUGGAAAAUGAUCUUCGUCGUCAUCAGUCACAGGGAAGUUGUCUAUGCCAUGUUGUGCCAAAAGCUCUUCUAGAGUGUGUGUGCUGUACGGAUCUUCACCAAAAACAUUGUUGAUGGCUCUGCAGUUUGCCUCCAUGUUGGAAAGCAUGCCUGCAGUCCAGAUUUGGACAGGAAAACAAUUUGCAGAGACAUCUUGUGUACGUCAUCAUCUGGAUCAAGAACCUCAGAAUCCUCCAGACUGUGGAACAAAUUGUAGAAGUACUGAAGCACAUGUAGGAAAACAUCUCUCCAAAGGCGCUCUAUGCGCUGAUUGUGAACAGAUUCUCCUGUUAUGUGACUCCUCCGUUCCACCCCUUGAACGAGAUUCAUGAAGAGGGCAAUUUGUGAAUUUUCCCCCCCAUGGUCAGAUCGCACUCGCGAAGGAAGCCCAUAAAGACAUGUUGCCUUCACAAACUGGGUCAGCACAGUGGAGGCACGGUUAUUUGUGUUGCAGCCCAGCUGUGGACGGACCAGCUCUGGAGGGACCAGCCAUGGACAGACCAGCUCUGGAUGCACCAGCUCUGGAGGGACCAGCCGUGGACGGACCAGCUCUGGAGGGACCAGCCAUGGACAGACCAGCUCUGGAUGCACCAGCUCUGGAGGGACCAGCCGUGGACGGACCAGCUCUGGAGGGACCAGCCAUGGACAGACCAGCUCUGGAUGCACCAGCUCUGGAGGGACCAGCCCAGCUCUGGAGGGACCAGCCGUGGACAGACCAGCUCUGGAGGGACCAGCCAUGGACAGACCAGCUCUGGAUGCACCAGCUCUGGAGGGACCAGCCGUGGACAGACCAGCUCUGGAGGGACCAGCCGUGGACAGACCAGCUCUGGAUGCACCAGCUCUGGAGGGACCAGCCAUGGACAGACCAGCUCUGGAGGGACCAGCCGUGGACGGACCAGCUCUGGAUGGACCAGCCGUGGACGGACCAGCCAUGGACAGACCAGCUCUGGAUGCACCAGCUCUGGAGGGACCAGCCCAGCUCUGGAGGGACCAGCUGUGGACAGACCAGCUCUGGAUGCACCAGCUCUGGAGGGACCAGCCGUGGACGGACCAGCUCUGGAUGCACCAGCUCUGGAGGGACCAGCCGUGGACAGACCAGCUCUGGAGGGACCAGCCAUGGACAGACCAGCUCUGGAUGCACCAGCUCUGGAGGGACCAGCCGUGGACAGACCAGCUCUGGAUGCACCAGCUCUGGAGGGACCAGCCGUGGACAAACCAGCUCUGGAGGGACCAGCCAUGGACAGACCAGCUCUGGAUGCACCAGCUCUGGAGGGACCAGCCGUGGACAAACCAGCUCUGGAGGGACCAGCCGUGGAUGGACCAGCUCUGGAGGGACCAGCCGUGAAGAUCAGUAG
Molecule: messenger RNA, 1640 nt
Organism: Onychostoma macrolepis
Lineage: Eukaryota; Metazoa; Chordata; Actinopteri; Cypriniformes; Cyprinidae
Exons: 4
Coding region: 684-1640 (318 amino acids)
Source: RefSeq, a predicted model, not a curated record